ACUCAUCCAAGGUCUCCACCAGGCGGCAGGGGCCAUCAUGUCAGGAACCUGAACACCAGACAGGCCAUGGGCUUAGACGAUCGGGGCCCAGAUGAACAUCACGCCAGGAACCUGAACACCAGACAGGCCAUGGGCUCAGACGAUCGGGGCCCAGAUGAUGCCCGCCGUCCUCGACGAACUAGGUCAGCCCACGUGACCUACACCCGGAUAUCGGAGGACACUGUUAGGUGGGAUAUCGACCCACCUGACACAGGUGGGUUCAUGACAGUACAUUUUUUAAUAAAAACUAACCAAUGAUCCUAGUAUUCCGAGGGAUCUUUUCUUUUUCUGAGUGUUAGAAUUUCCCUUCCCAGGCACAUUUUGAGACUGUACAUAACGUUUUGAGAAUCUAAAGAAUUGAAUUAAUUUUUGUUCUUUAAAAAAAUCAUUUUAAGCAACUAGUUCAACCCCCUAAAAUAAUUAACAUAUUAAUUAAUCCUUAAGAUUAUUUACUAAUUGGUUUGUCGAGUACAACCUCCCAUUAUUUAAAAUUCAUUAUACUAUGUAUUAAAGAAUCAAUACAUAUAAUUGUCUUGGUAGGAAAGGAAGCAUGGUGCAAUGGUGAGGGCAAUAGCGCGGACAAUAAAAUUCCCGAUAACUGCGCUAAAAUGAGAUUCUUAAAAAUCCCGCAAGCGCGUUUGGUGCGCAAUCUUUUUUUUAAAAAAAACACGAAAAUUUAAUAAGUCUAAAAUUAAAAACGGUGUAAUACAAAUGCGAUGUAAAAGGGGGUAGGGCAUUGGGCCGUCGCGCACCCUCGGAGAGGGUGUUUAGCACCAACUGGGAUUCUUGAAAAGAGCGUUAGAUCAAAUGCACGCUUUGCCAAGUAAGUUUUGGAGAUGGGAAGCUCAUGCACUUCAGCCGCCAUUGUUAUGGUGGGCUGUAACCAUAGUAACACAUACACAACAUGUCUGAAUGACCGCGAUUUUGAUCUUUUCGUUCUUUACGCACAGGGCAUAGAGCCUGGGACUCAAAUCUUUUUAAAUAUCUUUUGAUUAUUGUAUAUGAUACACCUGAAAGCUAUCGAAAAGAAAGAAGUCCAUCUCUAGACAACGUCGAUACAUUUCAGGUCUCUGGUCUAUCAGCACGACCGGUGCAGAGACAGCGAACAUCACCAUCAUGGCCGUCA
This is a messenger RNA of Lymnaea stagnalis (great pond snail), 1165 nucleotides long. The record is from the annotation of a GenBank genome assembly. NCBI's taxonomy places the organism in Eukaryota, Metazoa, Mollusca, Gastropoda, Lymnaeidae.